Trypanosoma theileri is the source of this 3639-nucleotide messenger RNA. Its product is annotated as conserved TLD domain protein. The record is from RefSeq and is a predicted model, not a curated record. The coding region runs from base 1 to 3639 and encodes 1212 amino acids. The transcript has a single exon. NCBI's taxonomy places the organism in Eukaryota, Euglenozoa, Kinetoplastea, Trypanosomatida, Trypanosomatidae.
AUGACCACUCCAAAGAGAACACCUUUGCCCUCAUCGGUCCCCCCACCAGAUGAAGAUGGUGGUUCCCAGCGGGAAUUGGCACAACUCGAGAUGUGCAUUGUGGAGUGUCGGUCUAGCAUGCAUGCAGCCACAGUCGCGUUAGACUCUCAAGCUGCGUGUAGCACGAUGCUCUCAUGUUGGAAUGCCCUAGAGGCAAAUGAAAAGAAGUUAAUGGAGGCACUCUCGGCUUGUAAUGUGGACGUGGGGGAAUGCGGGGUUUAUGUUUUAUAUGAACUCGCGUGCGCAAACAUAGUUGCAGCGCGUAUACAAAAUAUUAAACUAGAGGUUCAUACGAGACUUCGCGGUAUUACACUAGAAGGAAUAUCAAGAGAGGAAGCAGAGGCUGUUGCUCAAAUUGUGGAAAAUCCCAUUGAGUCUGUCAAAAAUAUUCGAAAACGUGAAACGAAACUUAUUGAUCACGUUCUUUGGUUACAGAAAACUUUAUUUCUUUCUGCAGGUGGAGAAGACGAUAUAUCACUGAGUGAGAGUGAAGAACGAGAGAGAAAAGGAUUUCAUUGGGACAGGGUAUUCCGUUCUCUCCUUUUUCUUUCUGAUAGUGAAACUGGGGGUACGACAAAGAAAGAAGUCUUGUCGACUACCAAGGCUAAUAACAGCAGCACUAAUUCGAAGGAAACAAAGGGAACAACCAAAAAAUACUCAGAUAUGCAGUUGAUGUACUCAUCAUUAAAGGAAGCUUUUUCUGCGGCGGAUGCUAGACAACAUUUUGUGGCUGCCAAUGAAUUUUUACUGGUGUUGAAAUUAUAUGCUGAAAAGUGCAAUACACUUCUAGAGUUACUUGAAACUGCUUUUCUUCUACUUGACAAAUACCUGGAAGAACUUCCAGAAGAAGAACGGCAAAAGAAAAAGGAUAUAACGAAUACACGAGUCUUAUGGUUAACUUCAGUACUUUCUAAUGUAGAUAAGGAUAUUCUUCCAGAAGGUAAAAUCUACAAACAGUCAUAUUGUAUCUCUUUAUUGUUUAUUACUUUGAUAUGGGAUAUUUCCUUUUGUUUGUGGCGCAAGGGUUGUGUUCAAGAAGUCUAUCAUUUACUUAGUGCCAUCGAUGUACAACGUCUGCAAAGAGUUAUAAGACUUAAAGAAAAAGAAAGAAGGAAACAUCUCAGUAAAGAGCAAAGGGAUACGGAUGAGGUAUCUGGUCAAUUGACGUGGCGGUACGUGGUUGAGCACUGUAAUGAGGAAAUAUCUUACUUAGACUCUCAAGAAGAAAAGAAUAGUUCUGAUGCCUCAGACACAGAGAGUGUAUCAAGAUCUGAAGAAAUGCGCACGACUCAUCGGAAGCAUAACCAAAUUGAAGAGCUACUACAUCGUAUUUCGUGUCUUCAUGAUCUCAGUGCUGUUAUCCUCUACUGUAGAACAAAGGAAGAUUUGCUAUAUAUUUUACUUACCUUAAAUAAUGCUCUUAAUUGGCAACAAAAUCGAAUUCAGAAAGAUGAAAAGGAAGAGGAACGAGAUAAAGAUAAGACUACUUCUGAUAAACGUAUUGACGCAGAUGCAUCAGCUGAUAUACUUACUGUAGUUCUCUUAGUUGUUGAACAUUUCCUUUCAACUAGUGCCAUUGAGUUAAUGGAGAAAUCACUUGUACCAUCAUCAUCAUCAUCAUCAUCAUCAUCAUCAUCGUCGUUAACAGUAGAUGUAGCCGUACGACAGGUAUGUAAUGAACUUAUUUCCUUUCUCACUGGUGGAAAAUUAAAAGGGAUUGAUGAUCUGGAGGAGGAAGGCUUUACAUCAUUAAGUUACAUGGAACACGAGAUGGAUGAGACAACAGGAGAUGAUAAUCAGGAUAAGGUUCUCAAACCUACAUGGAUUACUUUACAGGCACUCGGUAUGGUACAGACCUUUGCAUCUGGGUUUCGUAGUAGUGAUAUGUUUCAGAGUGCCCUCGCAUCAAUGAAUAAGGAAGGUGCAAUGGAACACCCACCAUCAUCAUUUGCAGGUCGUGUACAAAAUGUUGUAUCUCGUUUUCUGGGGGUAGGGAUAGAGGGAUAUCAGAAUAGUGUUUCAACUAACACAUUUAUUUCUAAGGGUUUACUUUCUGCAGAUGAUAUUGAACAUCAUAUUAGCAGUCACCAGAAACAAAGACAGCAUCAUAAAAUGAUUUCUUUACUCCCAUUACGAUGCUUUCUGGCGGAAAAUAGUACUCAAAAAGGCGUACAAGGUUUGCUUAAACUUCCUUCACUUCAUGGUGAUGGAUUGACAUUAUUAUUAGGAGAAACAACAAAAGACGAUUGUGCCUAUAGUAGGUCUGAAGAACUAGCGUUACGUCUGCUUGUUAUUGCGUGUCGUUACAGUGAUUUUCAAACACUAGUUUCUCUAAAUAAUAUCAAUAGGAACGAUUUAAUUAAUGAUAAUGAUGACAAUAAUAAUAAUAAUAAUAAUAAUGACCCUGGAAACGAAAAUGAUCUAUUAGGGUUUGUUGUUGAUAAACUUAAUAAUGCUAUUGGAAACCUACGGUUUGAGUUUGAUCGUCGUUUAGGCCCAUCUUGGUUAGGGAUGUGGCAUGAACAAAGGGAGUUGAAUGCUAGUCGUACAUGUAUAAAUAGUUUGUUUAAGGUGGUGCAAAAAGGUGUGUACUCCACUGAACUGCUACAAUCACCCUUAUCUCUUGGGCAACAAAGCAGUAGGGAAACAUUGGGGGAUGAUGAAUCAAAGAAUACUCUUUCACCCGCCUAUGAGAAGGAAGAUUUCCCUCAGGACUCCUUAUAUGACCCGAAUGAAUCCAUUAUUGAUAUCACUGAUAAGGAUGACAUUGUUAAUGUUCGUGAAGGAGAUGUCUGGGAAGCGACACCAGGGGUAUACACGCCUGCCGUUCAGUUUGACUAUUCUGCCUUCGAUGGAGGUUCUUCUGAUGCGCUGUUGGCAACGCGGCGGCUUAUUGAAGAACUCACACGUAAACAAAGAGAAGAAGGUACGGAGGAGUGUGGAAUUACUGUACUCCCCACCGCUGCCCGUCAACUGCUGCAUGAGGAGCUGCCGGCCGUCUGGCAGUUCACACCGUGGCGGCUUCUCUACAGCACUCGCUUCCACGGCUGCAGUUACCGCACACUGGUGAGUUGCAGUGAGCGGGAGAUCUCCACAUCGCGGCGGCAGCCCCCGUUAUUGUUGGUGCUUGAAUUGGUGAAUUCCGCCGCCUCGCAGUCGUCAGGUGAAAGAGGUACACUGCUGAUUGGUGCGUGUUUAUCACAUCCACUGCAGUUGGGAACCCGCCGCUUUUAUGGUAGUAAUGAGACGUUUGUCUUUCAACUGCUGCUGCCGUCGUCCGCAGAGGAGAAACCGCAACUCCGCACAUUCCGAUCCACAGGGGUGAAUCAGCAAUAUAUUAGUUGCGGUGUGCAUACACUUGCCAUUGGCGGCGGCGGUGGGUGCAGUAUUUUUCUCAAUAAUUCCGUUACGCAUGGUUCAACGACAACAUGUCCAACGUUUGCAUCGCCUCCAUUAACAGAGUGGCAGACGACAUCUUCGACUCUUUCAUGGUCCUCAGAGGCAGCAUUCGCGAAUAAUAGUAGGAGUUCUACAGGAACUUUUGGAUUUGAAGUGAAAACGGCAGAGCUACUGGUGGUAGGAGAAAAAAGAGAAGAGUAG